Eurytemora carolleeae is the source of this 515-nucleotide messenger RNA. RefSeq lists its product as uncharacterized. The transcript is spliced from 2 exons. The record is from RefSeq and is a predicted model, not a curated record. The coding region runs from base 123 to 476 and encodes 117 amino acids. Lineage: Eukaryota; Metazoa; Arthropoda; Copepoda; Calanoida; Temoridae.
AGCUGAUCAUAUAUGUUAUCUUUAUAAAUACUUUUUUAGCUUUAUGAUGAUUUAGAUCUAGAUGUUUCUUUUCAGACUUUGUGAAAGUUUUUUUUUAAAGUUGAAUCUAUUUUUCAGAUAAAAUGGCAGAAACUACUAUGGAAGAAUUAAAUAUAGAAAAGUAUGAGAUAAAAGAAGAGAUAGUUUCCUUCAAGGAGGAAAUCCUUCCCUCUUCUACUUUAGAGGCUACAUUUACUGUUAAUCUACAUAAAGAUGAUAUAAAGAUAGAAAAUACAGGAAUACAAGAUGUAUUGAAGACUGGAAUACAGGACACAGAAGAAAAUAAACCUGUAUUAUUAUGUUUAGAUGUAUUGAAGACUGGAAUACAGGACACAGUAGAGAAUAAACCUGUAUUAUUAUGUUUAGAUGUAUUGAAGACUGGAAUACAGGACACAGUAGAGAAUAAACCUGUAUUAUUAUGUUUAGAUGAAUUGUAGACUGGAAUACAGGACACAGUAGAGAAUCAACCUGUAUUU